ACAUUGGAAUAAUGAAUAUUGUAAAAGGCUUCAGGUGAACUCCAUACAAUCGUUUCAUUUUGUUAACAUUAAAUUAUUACCACUCGGGAAUUUGAACAGCUGUGCCGCUAACUUUAAUUAUUAAGUUAUUUCACAUGACACGUCCCAACUGGAAAACGAAACCAAAAAGAAGGUAAUUUAUCGGGCUGUCACAGGAGAACAUUCUCAAACGUUUUUGGUCAGGAUGUCAGUGGAGUUCUCAGGGUGGGAGGUGGUCGAUGAUGGUGCCUGUUUUCCUGGAGUGAUACUAGGACCAUCACAGGCACCUCAAAACAAGGGUGUCUACACUAUGUUCCAUGGGACCCAUGUUUCCAGUGCUCGUGCCAUCAUCACCAGUGGUUUCCAGCCUUCAGGUGGAGGCACCCUGGGAAAGGGUGUAUAUGUGAGCCGUGAUAAGAACAAGGCUUCAAAUUAUCCACUUUUCGGGAACUCCUCAGACCAAGUGAUCCUUGAGGUGCGUGUCCGAGUUGGCCGCGUGAAGCGUAUUGACCCGGCCGACAUCCAGAUGCGGAUUACCUGGAGCACACAUGGCUACAACACUGCCUGGAUUCCCCCGGCCAAUGCCAUCAGUGGCCUAGAGGAGGACUGUGUGUUUGAUCCUAAAAGAGUGACGGUGGUGGGCAUUGCAAAGGCUCCAAAUGCUGUUAUAGAAAAGGAACUCAGAGAGCUUAUUUCAAAAGCAUCUAAAACAGUCAAGGGAGCAACGAAAAGAUCUAAACCUGUAUGUUCCUUGUGUAAGAGGAAGACCCAGCAGGAUGCACCUCACUAUCAGCAGCAGUGCUGGAAGUGUGGGAAAACCAUCUGUAUUCUCAUGUCCAAGCAUUUCUGCACUGUCAAACCUUACGAGACACUUAACCCUCCUUACCUUCCGGUGAUGGUUGGAGGAAAUGGUGGCACCUGUGCACAGCCUCGCUUCCGCCACAUAGUCCCAUUCUUCAAAGAGUUAAACAUUCCCAUUCUUCUCACAGAUCACCUGUUUUUGCAGGACCUUGAUAGCAUCCAGUACUGGAGCAAGAUGUCACUGCAGUUCUUUGGCUGGGAGGUGACCUAUGAUGAUUCUUCUUCUCGCUUGGAGCUGGGGGCCUCCCAGCAGCCCAAAGAUAAGGGUGUCUACACCAUGUAUCAUGGCACCAGCAUCGCCAAUGCACGUAACAUCAUCACCAAUGGCUUUAAGCAGUCACAAACAGGCAUGCUGGGUAAAGGUGUGUAUGUAAGUCGUGAUAGGAAGAAGGCAGAACGUUAUCCUCUGCACAACAGCUCCUUGGAUCGUGUGGUACUGGAGUUGCACAUUCGUGUUGGCCGUGUCAAACGUAUAGACACAGACAACCACCCGAUGCAGUACACCUGGAGCUCCCAAGGCUACGACACUGCUUGGGUUCCACCGAAUUGUGGCAUGAAAGCUGUGCCCAGCGGCCUGGAGGAGGACUGUGUGUUUGAUCCAAAGAGAGUGAAAGUUGUUGCCAUUGCUAGGGCCCCCGACACUGAAAAAGCACAGCUCAAACAGCUUUUGGCUAACAGCCCAGUAAACGGCAGCAAUGCAGCAGCUGCCACAAACGUGUGUUCACUGUGCAAAAGAAAGCAGCAACAGAGUUCUCCACACAUCAAGCAACAAUGCUGGGGAUGUGGGCAAAACAUCUGCAUACUGAUGAUCAAGCAUGUCUGUUCAAGGAGCGCUCAAAAUCCCUAAAUUGUACACUUGGGAGAGUUUACAUCCAUGUUUUCUCAGGCAGAAAGAAAGAAAACUAAAACUGAAACUUAAGAUUUUAAAUGCUCAGGGUGUAAUCCUGUUUUGGAUAUUAUGUCUUCCUGAAAGUGUAUUUUGAGAAAUGUGUUUACCUUCUUGGAAAAACAAACUUGUUUACACUGAUUUUUCUGAACUUAUUCAAUUUUUCUACCUUGCUUUAAUUUGUACUAUACUAGCCUGUUAUGGGGUCUCGUGCAAUUAAAGUAGGACAUUACUGAGGAAAAUGUGUUUAUUUUACAAUGAAGGUGUAAAUUAUUUCAUUAGAUUUAAAAAAAAUCUGAACUGAUUUUAUUUUCUGUAAAAAAAGAACCAAAAAUAAAACCAUGCAAAUGAAA
Messenger RNA from Nothobranchius furzeri (turquoise killifish), 2118 nucleotides. The record is from RefSeq and is a predicted model, not a curated record. Lineage: Eukaryota; Metazoa; Chordata; Actinopteri; Cyprinodontiformes; Nothobranchiidae.